UUUUCAUUUUAACAUGUGGGGCUUCUAAAUAAAUUAAGAAGCCAUGGAAAAAGAGAGUUUCACAAAAAUUAGUUAGGGACCACAGGUUUUUCUUCUAAAGCACUCCAAAAACACAAACCUGAUUCUAUCACUUAACUGUGCAAAACUCUUUAGAGGUUCUCUAUUGCCAUUGGGUAAAAUCCAAGCUUUAUAACAAGGCUGACAGAACUCUUCCUGAGCUGACCUCUGUCUAUCAUUCACCUCAUCUCUCAUCUCUCACCAUGCCUCAUCUCUCACCACUACCCACUAGGUCCUCUAAAAUAAACCAGUUGAUGUUUGCCCAGUCACCCAUGCUUUUUGAUGUCUCCAUGCCUUUGCCCACUCUGUGCACUCUGCCUCUAGUGCUCUUCACCCUCCCAUCUCUGUACCCAACUUCUAUUCAUCCUACAGAACACAGGACACUUCCUGUGUGCUAUAAUAACCUUCUGUAUAUCCACCUAACAGAGUACUCAUCAGUAUCCUGGCAGUACUGCUACUGUUUAAUCACCUAAUGUGUAAUUAUCUGUCUUCCUGACUAUUUCACCUAGCAGACUGUGAACUUCUGGAGAGGAGGGAUUAUGUCUUAUUCAUCUCCAGUUCCUAGUACUUAGCACAAUAUUGGCCUGGCACACAGAAUACCUGCCUAUGGGUGUUCUGAUUUUGAUUUGUUGACUGAGAAGGAUGAUAGUAGUGAAAGGAACAUCAGGUUGAGGGAGAAAUUAUAGGAUUUUUGUUUGUUUUGAUAUAGGAGAUAUUUAAGCAGGUUCACAAAAAGAGAAAAGUUGAAAGAUUGGGGACCAUAAAACCCAUGGAAUAGCUGCUAGGAUCAGGCACUAGAAGUAACAAGAAGGAAAUGAGCACAAAAGCACCAUAGAAUGGCCCCUAUCACACUAUCUAUGAUAGUGGUGUGAUGGGGAAAGGUGUAUAUGGAGGUAGAUAUGGGUAGGAUGUAGAUUAUGAAAAUAGAGCUCACUUCUCAUGUGAGAGGCAUGUCUUUGUCCCUGGAGAACAGUUUAGCAUCUGACAUAGAUGAACCAUUCAGUCAUAGUUGUUAAAUAAACAGUGAAGCCCACACAGAGAAUUUGCAAAGAACAGAGUGAGCGUUUGAUCCUACACUAAAACACAGGUCUUCUAACCUAGAGGACACCUAUGUAGCUCAGUUGCUGUGAAGGGAGGGGAGGAGGAAAACAAACAAGACCCAGGCUUCCCUCUGAGUCAUGCACUCCCCACCUUCUCCAGGGAUCUCAUUACAGGUGUUUAGCUGGGCAGAUGUAAGCCCAGGCCCUGGGAGACAGGGCAGAGUACUGGAGCUAGACUGUCUCCACCCCUUCAGUAGCUCUGGUUGUGUUGCUAAGAGCCUCAAAGACAAAGAAGUCACAGCGGGAGCCCUAGGGCAGCCUCCUUCAGGCAGUCAGGCACUAGCCCCCAACUCGGGAAGUCCCCUACAGGCAGAGAAGGUGUGGACAUCUCACACCCCAGCACGAGAGCACAGAACCAUGAGCCAGGACACCAAAGUAAAAACAACAGAGUCCAAUCCGCCAGCCCCAUCCAAAGCCAGGAAGUCACUGCCUAUCCUGGACCCAUCUGGGGAUUACUACUACUGGUGGCUGAACACAAUGGUCUUCCCAGUCAUGUAUAACCUCAUCAUCCUCGUGUGCAGAGCUUGCUUCCCCGACUUGCAGCACGGUUAUCUGGUGGCCUGGUUGGUGCUGGACUACACAAGUGACCUGCUGUACCUGCUGGACAUUGUGGUGCGCUUCCACACAGGAUUCUUAGAACAGGGCAUCCUGGUGGUGGACAAGGGUAGGAUCUCAAGUCGCUACGUUCGCACCUGGAGUUUCUUGUUGGACCUGGCUUCCCUGAUGCCCACAGACGUGGUCUACCUGCGGCUGGGCCCACACACACCCACCCUGAGGCUGAACCGCUUUCUCCGCAUGCCCCGCCUCUUCGAGGCCUUCGACCGCACAGAGACCCGCACAGCUUACCCUAACGCCUUUCGAAUUGCCAAGCUGAUGCUUUACAUUUUUGUCGUCAUCCAUUGGAACAGCUGCCUAUACUUUGCCCUAUCCCGGUACCUGGGCUUCGGGCGCGACGUAUGGGUGUACCCGGACCCCGCACAGCCUGGCUUUGAGCGCCUGCGGCGCCAGUACCUCUACAGCUUUUACUUCUCCACGCUGAUCCUGACUACCGUAGGCGAUACGCCGCCGCCAGCCCGGGAGGAGGAGUACCUCUUCAUGGUGGGUGACUUCCUGCUGGCUGUCAUGGGUUUCGCUACCAUCAUGGGUAGCAUGAGCUCUGUCAUCUACAACAUGAACACUGCAGGGGCGGCUUUCUACCCAGAUCACGCGCUGGUGAAGAAGUAUAUGAAACUGCAGCACGUCAACCGCAAGCUGGAGCGGAGAGUUAUUGACUGGUAUCAGCACCUGCAGAUCAACAAGAAGAUGACCAAUGAGAUAGCCAUCUUACAGCACUUGCCUGAGCGGCUGCGGGCAGAAGUGGCUGUGUCCGUGCACCUGUCUACUCUGAGCCGGGUGCAAAUCUUUCAGAACUGUGAGGCCAGCCUGCUGGAGGAGCUGGUGCUGAAGCUGCAGCCCCAGACCUACUCACCAGGCGAAUAUGUAUGCCGCAAAGGGGACAUUGGCCGAGAGAUGUACAUCAUCCGAGAGGGUCAACUGGCCGUGGUGGCAGAUGAUGGUAUUACACAGUAUGCUGUGCUCGGUGCAGGGCUCUACUUUGGGGAGAUCAGCAUCAUCAACAUCAAAGGGAACAUGUCUGGGAACCGCCGCACAGCCAACAUCAAGAGCCUAGGUUACUCAGACCUAUUCUGCCUGAGCAAGGAGGAUCUGAAGGAGGUGCUGAGUGAGUAUCCACAAGCACAGACCGUCAUGGAGGAGAAGGGACGUGAGAUCCUGCUGAAAAUGAACAAGUUGGAUGUGAAUGCUGAGGCAGCUGAGAUCGCCCUACAGGAGGCCACAGAGUCCCGCCUACGAGGCCUAGACCAGCAGCUGGAUGAUCUACAGACUAAGUUUGCUCGCCUCCUGGCUGAGCUGGAGUCCAGCGCACUUAAGAUUGCUUACCGCAUUGAACGGCUAGAGUGGCAGACUCGAGAGUGGCCAAUAACCGAGGACAUGGCUGAGGCUGAUGAUGAGGGAGAGCCUGGGGAGGGAACUUCCAAGGAUGAAGAGGGCAGGGCAAGCCAGAAGGGACCCCCUGAUCUACGGUGACCCCAUCCACAUCCCCAGGAUCCCCGCCUCCUAGUGAACCCGGAGAUGUAGUAAAGCCUAACUGCUGCAACUCUGUCAUCCUGUCUGCGGGUCACAGACACAGGAGCAAAGUGGCCUAUAGACACCCAGCUAGAGAUGCAGGAGUAUAGCGCACGUUCAUCCCCUACUCACCAAUACACACACAAACACACACAGUUACUCAUAGACCUGUUGGCCCCAAGACUGUGCAUGCCACCUAAAAUGCUCUGGAAUUUCCAUUCUCAGAGCACACAGCACACUUGCUUUCCCACAAGCACCAAUAUGUCUUAUACCCACACAAUAUAUACGCAUUCAGUCAUACACCUCCUAAACACACAAAUGCUUACAGUCAUGCACCAGUAGACACAGAUGCACUUCACAGGUGUGUACACACUUGUGAAAACGCAAAAGCACACCCUGAUCCUUCUAGGUCUAAGAUGUCUUUUGAAUGUUUCCCAUAUGGGCUAUUCACAAGUGUACCCUAAAAUUUGCACUUCAGUAAAGUAUUUGCCUCCUCCCUAA
Molecule: messenger RNA, 3782 nt
Organism: Sapajus apella (tufted capuchin)
Lineage: Eukaryota; Metazoa; Chordata; Mammalia; Primates; Cebidae
Gene: CNGA4
Product: cyclic nucleotide gated channel subunit alpha 4
Exons: 6
Coding region: 1236-3242 (668 amino acids)
Biological process (GO): potassium ion transport; monoatomic cation transmembrane transport
Cellular component (GO): intracellular cyclic nucleotide activated cation channel complex; plasma membrane
Molecular function (GO): cGMP binding; voltage-gated potassium channel activity; intracellularly cGMP-activated cation channel activity
Source: RefSeq, a predicted model, not a curated record